UGGAGUCAAUCACCGGCACAGCUGGUGUGGCUGUGAGAACAGACAGCUCUCGAUCCCUUUGCUUCUCUGCCCAAAUUCCCUGGAAAUAUGACACGAAACUUGGCAAAAGUUAACGAGCCAGCGCCUGAUACGGCUUGUUUUGCUCCUCAGCCCUCUGAUCCUGCAAAGGAGCUCCAUGAGAUGGGAUGGGAAGACGUACGAGGAGAUCCCCAUAGCGCACAUCAAAGCCACGUACAACAACACCCACAUCCAGGUCGUCAGCUUCGACAACAGGCCCUUUGCCCAUACGUCGUGCGGCACUGAGGGCUUCCAGAAUGCCAAGAAGGGCACGGCCAUCGCAGCGCAGACCGCGGGCAUUGCGGCGGCGGCGAAAGCACGUGGGAAAGGUGUAUUCCAUGUACGAGUCAUGGUGAAAGGACUGGGACCAGGGCGCAAAGCUGCCAUCAAGGGCCUGACGAUGGGCGGCCUGGAGGUCAUCUCCAUCACGGACAACACCCCCGUGCCACACAACGGCUGCCGGCCCCGGAAAGCCAGGCGCAUGUGAGAGGAAAGGAGGAGCCGGCGGCGUGCGGGAGCAGCGGCUGCAACGUGGACCGCGGGGAGGGCUGCUCCUGGGACACAUCCUGGAGAGCCUCCUUCCACAGAAAUGUCUGCGAGGGGAGCUUGAAGAGACCACCUUAGGUUGGUGGUGCAAGCAGGGAUGCAUUUACUUGCUUAAUGCAAAGUCUCUUGUGUACAAAAUCUGUUGAUUAAAAUGUUGAUCUUCUGACAGCUGUU
Molecule: messenger RNA, 777 nt
Organism: Nothoprocta perdicaria
Lineage: Eukaryota; Metazoa; Chordata; Aves; Tinamiformes; Tinamidae
Gene: MRPS11
Product: mitochondrial ribosomal protein S11
Exons: 4
Coding region: 176-544 (122 amino acids)
Biological process (GO): ribosomal small subunit assembly; maturation of SSU-rRNA from tricistronic rRNA transcript (SSU-rRNA, 5.8S rRNA, LSU-rRNA); translation
Cellular component (GO): ribosome; mitochondrial small ribosomal subunit
Molecular function (GO): mRNA 5'-UTR binding; structural constituent of ribosome; small ribosomal subunit rRNA binding
Source: RefSeq, a predicted model, not a curated record